This is a messenger RNA of Urocitellus parryii (Arctic ground squirrel), 1739 nucleotides long. NCBI's taxonomy places the organism in Eukaryota, Metazoa, Chordata, Mammalia, Rodentia, Sciuridae. The record is from RefSeq and is a predicted model, not a curated record.
GUCACUGCGCCGCGUCGCUUCCGGUGCCCAGCGCGGCAGCGAAUGACUUCCCCCUCGGAGGGGCUGGGCCGGGGCUGCUGAGACCCCCCGGAGCUCGAGAUUGCGCUUCGCCCGCCGGCGCGCCUUCCCGCGGCUGCGUCCCGCCCGCACUGGGGACCAUGGCCACCGACUCGUGGGCCCUGGCGGUGGAUGAGCAGGAAGCGGCGGCCGAGUCGUUGAGCAACUUGCAUCUUAAGGAAGAGAAAAUCAAACCAGAUGUCAAUGGUGCUGUUGUCAAGACCAAUGCUAAUGCAGAGAAGACAGAUGAAGAAGAGAAAGAGGACAGAGCUGCCCAGUCUUUACUCAACAAGCUGAUCCGAAGCAACCUUGUGGAUAACACUAACCAAGUGGAAGUCCUGCAGCGAGAUCCGAACUCCCCACUCUACUCAGUGAAGUCUUUUGAAGAGCUUCGACUGAAACCACAGCUUCUCCAAGGAGUCUAUGCCAUGGGUUUCAACCGUCCAUCCAAAAUCCAAGAGAAUGCAUUGCCUUUGAUGCUUGCUGAACCCCCACAGAACUUAAUUGCCCAGUCUCAGUCCGGUACUGGUAAAACAGCUGCCUUUGUGUUGGCUAUGCUCAGCCACAUAGAACCUGCAAACAAAUAUCCCCAGUGUCUGUGCCUCUCCCCCACAUAUGAGCUCGCCCUUCAAACAGGAAAAGUGAUUGAACAGAUGGGCAAAUUUUACCCUGAAUUGAAGCUAGCUUAUGCUGUUCGAGGCAAUAAAUUGGAAAGAGGUCAGAAGAUCAGUGAGCAGAUUGUCAUUGGUACCCCAGGGACCGUCCUGGACUGGUGCUCCAAGCUCAGGUUCAUUGACCCCAGAAGGAUCAAGGUGUUUGUUCUGGAUGAAGCUGACGUGAUGAUAGCCACUCAGGGCCACCAAGAUCAGAGCAUCCGUAUCCAGAGGAUGCUACCCAAGAACUGCCAGAUGUUGCUUUUCUCUGCCACCUUUGAAGACUCUGUGUGGAAGUUUGCCCAGAAAGUGGUCCCAGACCCCAACAUUAUCAAACUGAAGCGUGAGGAGGAGACGUUGGACACCAUCAAGCAGUACUAUGUCCUGUGCAAUAACAGAGAUGAGAAGUUCCAGGCCUUGUGCAACUUGUAUGGGGCCAUCACCAUCGCACAAGCCAUGAUCUUCUGCCAUACCCGAAAAACAGCUAGUUGGUUGGCAGCAGAGCUCUCAAAAGAAGGCCACCAAGUGGCUCUGCUGAGUGGAGAAAUGAUGGUGGAGCAGAGGGCUGCUGUGAUUGAGCGCUUCCGAGAGGGCAAAGAGAAGGUUCUGGUGACCACCAAUGUGUGUGCUCGUGGCAUCGAUGUUGAACAAGUGUCUGUGGUCAUCAACUUCGAUCUUCCUGUGGACAAGGACGGGAACCCAGAUAAUGAGACCUACCUGCACCGGAUUGGGCGCACUGGCCGCUUUGGCAAGAGAGGCCUGGCUGUGAACAUGGUUGACAGCAAGCACAGCAUGAACAUCCUGAACAGAAUCCAGGAACAUUUUAAUAAGAAGAUAGAAAGAUUGGACACAGAUGAUUUGGACGAGAUUGAGAAAAUAGCCAACUGAGAAGCUCUACCAGCCACUGGUGCCCGCCCUCUGGGCUGCCCCUGCCCAGGAGAUGAGUGCUUUCAUGGCACAGGCCUCAACUGUCACCACAAAGACAAAGGCAUGAGGAGAGAAGCUACCUACCUCAUUUUAAAUUAUGUU